AUGGGAGUCUUCAUCAAUGUGUUCCAGAAUGCGGAUGAGAAGAAGUCCUUUCCUCUGUCAUCAUGGAGUGAUGGCACAUAUAACGUGUCUUCAGCCGAACGCUACGCUAUUUGGAAUCUGGUGUGGCAUCGAGUGAGCUAUGGUGAUCAGUAUCCUCAGCCAGUAGAUCCUGCUGGAACACCACGUACAGAUCUAUUAGCUACGCUAGCGCUACUGCCACUCCCAAAAGCACCAGUCCCGACACGAUGUACGAAUGUAUACCCGCUACAGCACCAAUUACAGAGAUACAUGCCACUAGUUAAACACCGGCCACGUCUAUACCUCGCCCUAGAUGUCAAAGACUAUGCUGACGGCCUACCACUCGUGCUAGCACAACUUAUUCGACUGUCACGGCUCCUAACACCUGAAGGCCUUGCGAGUGAAGAAUCACGGAAAGCCACACAUUUAUUUACAUCGCCAUUCAAGCAUCCGAAUAAUCUAGACGGUACAAACAUCUUCAUAUCAGUGUACGAGUCAGAUUCGACAGAUGAUACCGCUAGAAUCGCCAUGUCGUGGUACACUGCAUUGUCGAUAUUGGGAAUACCGUGUCGGGUGGUUGUAAAUGGUGUUUCGAGAAGUGGGAUUCCGAAUCGGAUAGAGUUUUUAGCGGAGGUGCGGAAUCGGGUGCUGGAUCCGCUGGUAGAGUUGUGGAGACAGGGAGAUGAAUUUGAUCGUGUUGUUAUUUUGAAUGACGUUGUGUUUUGUGCUGAGGAUAUUCUAGAGCUGAUAUUCCAGUCCAUGCAGCAAGACUCAUCUAUAACAUGUGGUUUGGACUAUUUCGAAACUGGAUUUUACGACAUCUGGGUCGCUCGAGACAUUGACGGCCAAGAAUUUAGAAAGCAACCAUGGGAUGCAUUUGUCCCAACACCCGAAUCAGCAUCCAGGCUAUCACGCGGCCUACCAUUCCAAGCUCAGUGCUGUUUUAAUGGUGUCGCAGUAUACGUUGCCAAACCAUUAGCAACGCGACAAGUACAGUUUAGAAGGUCUGAGAAAGGGACUGAAUGUGCCGCUAGUGAGUGUAGUUUGAUAUGUAACGAUUUGGCGAGGGAGGGGUAUGGACGUGUGUUGGUCGUACCUCGCGUCAGAUUUGCAUACGACACCCGCACAUACGGCAAAGUAUGGAAUAUGACGAAAGUACUAUGGGAUAUAACAUCGCUCACUUCUUCAUGGUCAACAUUUGUGCCAUUCAACCAAGAGCGGAUACGGAGUUGGAAGGAUGGUCCGACGUCUGUGCUUUGCAAAGGAUUGGAAGGUAACGGGCAUGAACCAGAUACGGAUGGUAUAUGGCAGAAACUUGAGUAUCGGCAUAGUGUGUAUAGGGAGGAGAUGCGGUUGGGUGAUUACUUGGUUUCGUUGGUUUGA
This is a messenger RNA of Synchytrium microbalum, 1401 nucleotides long. RefSeq lists its product as uncharacterized. The transcript is spliced from 5 exons. NCBI's taxonomy places the organism in Eukaryota, Fungi, Chytridiomycota, Chytridiomycetes, Synchytriales, Synchytriaceae. The record is from RefSeq and is a predicted model, not a curated record. The coding region runs from base 1 to 1401 and encodes 466 amino acids.